AUGGAACUCUGGUGGUUGAAGGUUCUGUGUAUCCAGUGGGAGGUCAGGAACACGUUUCAAGGAGAUUGCGUUUGGACCGCGGCUAUUGCCAGGUGCUCGUAUCGGAAUGACUUUGUUGAUGGUCAGCCCGGAGAAGUAUCACCGGUAUUUCAGGCAACAAAGUACGGAUGGAUUCCGCUUCCUUCGCGAACCUCCUCAGCUAUCGAUUGA
Penicillium oxalicum is the source of this 210-nucleotide messenger RNA. RefSeq lists its product as uncharacterized. The coding region runs from base 1 to 210 and encodes 69 amino acids. The record is from RefSeq and is a predicted model, not a curated record. Lineage: Eukaryota; Fungi; Ascomycota; Eurotiomycetes; Eurotiales; Aspergillaceae. The transcript has a single exon.